Myripristis murdjan (pinecone soldierfish) is the source of this 687-nucleotide messenger RNA. RefSeq lists its product as uncharacterized. The transcript has 6 exons. The record is from RefSeq and is a predicted model, not a curated record. Bases 1 to 687 code for a protein of 228 amino acids. Lineage: Eukaryota; Metazoa; Chordata; Actinopteri; Holocentriformes; Holocentridae.
AUGCCCCGUGCCAAGUCCCACCGGCGGGCCCAGGCCCUGAAGCAGAGGAUGGCGCAGCCGCUGCCAUGGACCCCCCAGCCGCCUGUCCCCGAGUUCGUUGCUCGGCGCGGUACAGGGUACCGCCAUCGCGUGCGGAGAUGGCCGACUUCGAAGCUGACCCAGCGGAGCUUCAAGUUGGUCACUCCUGCCCAGAAGCCGGACCAGAAGAUGGUGUUCGUCGUGGGAGACUCCCACCUGCGGGCCAUGGUGGAUGGGAUCGUCGCGAUGCCGGAGGUACCUCUGUGUUUUUCUUUUCUCUCUGUUCCAGGUGCGCAUGCAGCAGAGCUGAGGAAGGAGGUGUCCCACGCCGCUCUCCCCUGGACCCCGGAUGUGGUGUGUGUGCUCGCCCCGAGCAACAACCUGACAGCCAGCAGGAACAUCGGAGAGGCGUCGCUGGACUUCGGUGCUCUCCUGGCUACAGUCUGCAACCGCUGGGCGAAGGUGUUCGUGCUGGACUUCCCUCCACGCUUGAACAUCGAGCCUGGCCUGCAGGAGCUGUUCCGCCAGGAGUUCCGCCGUGUCGCAGCACGCAUGGGUCUCCCAUACGUGUCUGUGGCAGAGCACCUCCCUCUGGACCGUUUGGAGCCGACAGCGACGGAACGCCGAUCCUCGUCCAGGCCCUGUGGGACGCCGCGGUCCGCCAGCUGA